This is a messenger RNA of Macrobrachium nipponense, 2666 nucleotides long. RefSeq lists its product as uncharacterized. The coding region runs from base 123 to 1169 and encodes 348 amino acids. NCBI's taxonomy places the organism in Eukaryota, Metazoa, Arthropoda, Malacostraca, Decapoda, Palaemonidae. The record is from RefSeq and is a predicted model, not a curated record. The transcript has 8 exons.
AUUACGGCCCUCCCUCCUCAGUGUAAGGAGCUGUUUGAGAUGCUGGGAAGAGUACCGGCAAUUUCAAGUGGAAUUUUAUUUACGAUGCUUGUCCUUCAGGUAACAGUGUUCAUACAUUUGACAUGACAUUUUAUCCCCUUUGUAUUUUAGGGACUGAAGAAUCAACACGUGAAUUCAUCCAACUACGAUAUAAACUACGACAUCUCUUCAAUGGCAAAAAGCAUGAGUGUGCAAAAGCUUACAAACGAAUCGUGGAGGAACUUGGACUUUCUGAAUCCGUAACGGCUGUGCAAGCUCGGAAGAAGUGGUCAAAUCUCGUUCAAAAAUAUAAGGACAUCAAGGGAGGUUACUCUACGUCAAAUGUAGACUGGCCAUAUUUCCAGAUGCUGGACACAAUUGUCCCCCUGAUGAGAAAAGAAUCAAUAGCGUUGGGGGUUUCAUGCAUCGACAAGGUAGAAUCUGUGCUUCAGAGUGAUCUCUCUCUCAAAACUGAUUCCGAUAAUCAGCCUGUCGACUCCAGAAGUUUCUCUAACGUCAUAACUGUCGAAGGAAUUCAGAAGUGUGAUGGUGAGACUGUUGAUGCUGAACCCCCUCAAAAAAAGCAAAAGCGACGUAAGGCUGCUAGAAAAGCAAGAGAGAGAUGGUGGGGCGCUGUUGAGGAUGAAGACUUAGGCUCUGACUCCGGAGGAUCAGCAAGUCGUGGUGACAUUUUGGUGAAUUACAAUGUCCAAAAGGCAUCUUCAGUCAAAGAUUUGGAUCCCAGUGAAAUGGAGAUUCAGACUUUUCAGAUGUUGAAGUCAUGUGCAGAUUCAUUAACAGAGAUUAAGGAAAUCUUGAAGUCUCAGUCCCAAACUCACCAAGAAAUGUUAGAGAAACUAGUGCAGACAGCAUCUCAGCAGGGGGAGACCCUAAAGAAUUUAUUAUUCACAUUUUCUUCUCAGAAUUCAGCUAUCGUUACGUUAUCAUCAAGGUUAUCCGGAGAUGGGGUGCAACCUAACUCAGGUUUGCCUGCCAACAGAAGUUUUGACCAGAAGGACAGGUCCCAGCCACAGUCCCACUCAAACCAAGAUAACCAGCUCUUAACAUCUCAACAGACUUUGAUAAAUGCCCUAUCUCAUCAAUCUCAGCAUUGCAAUAGCUCACUAGUUGACAACUCUGAAUUGAUAUAAGUGGGUUUCAAAGUUAAAAAAAGGAUAAGGAAGAUGCUUGUGUUUGUCAUCAGGGCAUAAUAUUCUUCCUCUUGUAAGUUUUUAAGAGCAGGGACAUAGAUUUAGGUUCAUUUAUGUGGAAAUGUUUAGAAGAAAAAAAAAGCCCCUCCCGGGAUGUUUCGAUCUCCUUUUUGGGAUUUAUUACCAGAUACGUACUUGCAAAAUGAAGCUCUUUUGAAGACGUUUAUUUUGAAGACUGCUUCUUAAUGGAUUUCGUACAUAGUAGGUUUCGUAGCCAAGACUGCUUAGCCUCUUCCUGCCCUUUUAUUUGUCAUUCCUGCUCUGCUCAUUAGGCUUGGGAAUGAUGAAGUCCUAAUUCUUUGUCUAGUAAGAGUUAGAGGACUUAACUUCACGUUUCAGUUGGAUAGGAUCAAUGUUUUUAUUCAAAGGCUGGGUAUUCCAAGUGGAUAUGGUGUUUUCAGAAGGUCAGACAGCCAGUUUGGAUGUUAGGGUUCAUGAAAUUGGGUGUGAAGAUCCUACUUUGCUUUUAGAAGGCAUGAAAGUUGCCUCAGUUAUUGGCUUCCAUAUGAAGGUCACCUUAAUUAUGAUUUGAUGUACCAAUCACUCCUAAUUGAGUAGCCGAGAACCAGAAGGUGCUAAGCGCCACCACCACCAAAACCGAGAUUUUCACAGAAAAUGGUCCAUCAUAGGCAUAGAAUUUUUUCUCAAUUUGGAUUUGGCGCUUUCUGGCCCUACAAUAUGGUCGAAAACCCCUCAGAAGUCAAUGCAAGUUUCGCCUGAAAAGUGUGUAGAGAGCGGCAAAUAGAUUCUAAGGUGUCAUGUCGCAUCGCGUCCCUUCACCACGCAGAAUCCAGAUUUCCCGGGAAAGCCAUAGUCAAUCACAGUGCUUCGUCAAUAAGUGAGUAGGCAUCUCAGCCAGUCACAGCGUGAUACAUUCUCUCGAGCCAAUCAGCAUGCACGAAGCAUAGCGUCAUAGGAUGCAGCAGAUUGUAAACAAAACUUAUGCAGUUCAGCUGGUUCAUGUAUUUUGUAAACAUACGCUCGUGGAUGUAUCCUUUUUUACGUUAUUUUACGGCGUUUCUGCAGUGCUUUCGUGACAAUGAUUACUUCUUUUUUUUUUAUUUUUUACAUUAUUCUGAACUAUUUUUGGGUGCAUUUACAUUAAUAUUGUGGUUGGUUUUUAUUAUUUUUUAUGUUUGUAUGUACUGUAUUGGUAUUUUUGGGGUAUUUUAUCGGUAUUUUUCCCUUAAACUCUGAUAUUAAUACUGAUUUUCAGCUUUUUUCUAUGUAUUUACAUGAGUUUGAACUGUUUAAGGAUGUAUUUCCAUUGAUAUUUUUUUGUUUAUUAUUUUUUAUGUUCGUAUGUAUUUUUGGUAUUUUUCAGAAUUUUUUCUGUAUUUUCCCGGUAUUUUCCAGUAAACAUGGACAUUAAUAAUGAUUCUGAAAUGUUUUCUCUGUAUUUACAAGAUUUGGUUUUAUGGUGUAUUUCCGUUGAUA